This is a messenger RNA of Prunus armeniaca (apricot), 1668 nucleotides long. The record is from the annotation of a GenBank genome assembly. Lineage: Eukaryota; Viridiplantae; Streptophyta; Magnoliopsida; Rosales; Rosaceae.
AUGAAAGGAGGCACAGUUCAGAUCAACUGGCACGACACCAAGCCGGUACUAACCCUAGAUUUCCACCCAACUUCUGGUACUCUCGCUACUGGUGGCGCCGAUUUCGACAUCAAGCUUUGGUUAAUAAAUUCGAGCGAAACACAGAAGAAACUCCCAGCAGCUUCAUAUCAAAAUAGCCUUUCUUACCAUAGUUCUGCUGUAAAUGUCCUUCGCUUCUCUCCUUCUGGAGAACAGCUUGCCUCUGGUGCAGACGGAGGUGAGCUGAUUAUAUGGAAGUUGCAUGCAACAGAAACUAGCACAACGUGGAAGGUCCUUAAGACAUUGUCAUUUCACCGCAAAGAUGUGCUGGACCUCCAGUGGUCUGCUGAUGGUGCAUUUCUCAUCUCUGGGUCAGUUGAUAAUUCUUGCAUCAUAUGGGAUGUGAACAAAGGUUCUGUCCAUCAGAUUCUGGAUGCCCAUUCCCAUUAUGUUCAAGGUGUGGCAUGGGACCCAUUGGCCAACUACGCUGCUUCCCUAAGUUCCGAUAGAACUUGUCGCAUUUAUGUCAAAAAAGCCCAAUCAAAAGCAAAAGGUGCCGAGAAGACAAAUUAUGUUUGCCAGCAUGUUAUUUCAAAGGCCGGGCCUCCACUGUUGGAUGAUUCUAAGUCUGCAAAAUACCAUCUCUUUCAUGAUGAGACGUUGCCAUCUUUCUUUCGAAGAUUAGCAUGGUCACCUGAUGGAUCAUUUCUACUUGUUCCAGCAGGUUCCUACAAAAUAUCAUCUGCACCGGAGACAAUAAAUACAGCUUAUGUAUUUUCUAGAAAGGACCUUUCAAGGCCUGCUCUACAGCUCCCUAGUGCCUGCAAACCUGUUGUAGCAGUUCGUUUCUGCCCUUUGCUCUUUAGCCUGCGGGGGUCAAAUCAAUCCGGGUUCUUUAAGCUUCCCCAUCGUAUUGUUUUUGCUGUGGCCACUUUAAAUUCUUUGUACAUUUAUGACACAGAGAGUGUUCCUCCAAUUGCAAUCUUUGCUGGUCUUCACUAUGCAGCCAUAACUGACAUUGCAUGGUCACCCAACGCCCAAUACUUAGGAUUGUCUUCUCAAGAUGGUUACUGCACGUUGGUAGAAUUUGAAAAUGAUGAACUGGGAUCACCUAUCUGUUCAUCAGAGGAAAAGAAAGUCAUGCAUGACAAGAACAAAAGCCCAGUUCAGAAGUCAGAGAACAUGAUGAUUGAAGCUACUAAAAAUGAUAGUCUUGUCGCUGAAGAUAAUGGAAGAACUGUAGAAGAAAGGAAUCAACAAAAAGAAGCUGAAAGGAAAGAAGAGAAAGUCAUGGGUGAACAGAAUAAAAGGCCAGCUGAGAAGGCAGAGGACAUGGUAAUUGAAUCUACUGCAACUGACAGUCGUGUUGCAGCAGAUAAUGGAAAUUCAGAAGCAGAAGGGAAUCGAAAAACAGAAGUAGAAACGAAAGCAAAAGAAGUCGUUGAUUUAGAGAACAGAAGUCCAGUUGAGAACCCUGAGGACAUGGUAGUUGAAGUUACUGCAAAUGGUAGUCUUGUUGCAGCAUAUGAUGCAAAAUCAGAAGCAGAAAGGAAUGAAGGGAUAACAGAAUCUAAAAGCUCAAUGAAGACUGCUACUGUAAAUAGGCCUCCUACCAAAAGGCGUAUUACACCUAUGGCAAUCGACCCGUGA